Apis mellifera (honey bee) is the source of this 2750-nucleotide messenger RNA. Its product is annotated as carboxypeptidase B. The record is from RefSeq and is a predicted model, not a curated record. Gene Ontology annotation, biological process: proteolysis. The transcript is spliced from 9 exons. Bases 493 to 2154 code for a protein of 553 amino acids. Gene Ontology annotation, molecular function: metallocarboxypeptidase activity; zinc ion binding. NCBI's taxonomy places the organism in Eukaryota, Metazoa, Arthropoda, Insecta, Hymenoptera, Apidae.
AUUAGAAUGGAAUGGUGCUGUAAUGUCACGAAUAAAAGUGUUAAAAUAUUUCCUGUCGACCGGAUUCCUCUCGAUCGAAGCAAUAAACGAUUAACUCUCCGAACAAUUCAAAAAAAAGAAAAGUAAAUGAAUAAAUAAAUAAAUAAAUAAAUAGAAAUAUCAUAAUCGACGAGAAUUGGGAAAAGAAUUAAAGAUGAAUAAAUCAUCGAUCCAUCCACAUAGAUUUAUUCGCAAAGGAUCGGAGUAGAAUUUAUUUAUUCCACUAACCUUCUAUCCACCAUCCAUCCACGAGGCCAUAAAAGUUCCCACGAGGUGUAUUGAAUAGCGCACAGAAAUCCCGUAAGUCAAGCCCGUGGGGCAGGUCCAGUGAAAUUGUCGUUUUUCGCGUACGGAGCAACGGAAAGACUGGUUUGCACCAGACACGGAUUAGUCAACGGGAAGACGUCGCGACGACCGUACAUCCCGGUACAUGCCUGGGGAUUCAGGCCGGCCAUGGCUGUCGACUUGAAGUCGAUUUUCCGCCUCGUGUUCGGUUUAUCGGUGAUCAUCGCCUCGGAUCGAGCCACGGCUCGGCCGCAGCGCGCCGAUUUCGAAUUUUUGCCCGCGGGGGAGUACAAUUGCUCGUCCUUGAACAAGAACGAUUGGCCGUUCGAUAAGAAGAAUCGUGAAGCAAGAUUUACGGUAGGAGAGAAUAUGGUGUACAACGAGACGGAAGAUGAUUUAACAAUCGAUAAUGAAAUCAGAGGAUUCUCUUUCUCGAACAUCGUCGAUUCUGUGUUCACCGUGAUGGCUAACGGACUCGAUUCCAUCGUGACUAGUAUCAUCGGCACGGAGAAAAGUGGCAAGCCUAAACCCAACCGAGUGAAUUACAAGAAUUAUCAAUUGAUCAGAUUGUUCCCUAGUUCCCAAGGCCACGUGAAGGAGUUGAAGGAGCUGAAGGAGACCGAGACCGAGGAUAUUAAAUUUUGGAGCGAGCCGAUGUACAACAAAACAACCGACGUGGUCGUCGCCCCAGAUCUUGUCUCCGAACUGAAAAUAUUCCUUAGAGACAAAGGAAUCGAUUUCAAAGUUCUGAUAACGAAUAUUCAGAAAACGAUAGCGAAUCAAAAUCCAAAAAUGUCGAAGGAACAACGCGAUGAUCUGGUCUCGAGCCAGGGACACAGUAUGACUUGGAAACGAUAUCAUCGGUAUGGAGAGAUCGUCAGGUACAUGGAGUAUCUAACUCUGAAGUAUCCUAAACUGGUCGAAGUGAUAACGAUAGGUCACAGUUACGAGGGUCAACCCAUUAAAAUGGUCAAAAUUUCGAACGGGCGAAACAAGAAGAAUGGAUCCAAAUCGGCUGUGUGGAUAGACGCUGGCAUGCACGCGCGCGAAUGGAUCGGUUCCGCUGUAGCGACCUACAUCGUCAGCCAGUUAGUCGAGAAGAACUCGAGCUACGCUAAAUUGCUGGAGAAUUCAGACUGGAUGAUCUUGCCUGUCGCGAAUCCGGACGGGUACGAGUACAGUCACACGAGCGACAGAUUGUGGAGGAAGACGAGGAGCAACCACGAGGAGAAUCAAGACGACAGUCGGUACACCGAUUACAGCUUCCUUCAAUUGUUGAACCAUUACGCGAAGUGGUUAUGGGGUAAGUGCGAGGGCGUCGACCCGAACAGGAAUUUUGGAUACCAUUGGGGCGAGGUGAAGGAGGGUGGGGCAAGUCUGGACCCCUGCCACGAAACUUACGCCGGUCCACGAGCCUUCUCCGAGCCGGAAACCAAGGCGAUGGCCGAUUACAUCUUGGCCAAUAAGAAGGAUAUCAGGGUUUAUCUGACGUUGCACUCUUACUCGCAAAUGUGGCUCGUCCCGUGGGGAUACACGUAUUCGAAACCGUCCGAUUACACGGAAUUGAUGAGCGUAGCUAAGAGAGCAAUAGGGGCGAUCUCGAAGGUGCACGGGACCGAUUAUCAGCUCGGUCCAUCAGCCGAUUUGUUAUAUCCAACCUCAGGUGCUUCUGACGAUUGGGCCAAGGGUGUAGCCGGUAUAAAAUACGCUUACACGUUGGAACUUCGUGAUCGAGGAACAUACGGAUUCUUGCUUCCAGCAUCGCAAAUCGUGCCCACUGCUCGUGAAAUUUGGGCAGGGAUAAGAACGAUCGCUCGUUUAGUAACGUGAGAUCCGCGAAUGGCAUCGAUCUCUUCAUUUUCUGAAAUAACUUUCAUCGUUUUUCGCGUUUACAGAAGGAGAUUAGAAAGUUUUUUAUUAGCGAAAUAUCUGAAAAAUCUGUAGAGAUUGAUAACAUGAUUGCUGAUAAUGUUUAGCAUUGAUGUAAAUCGAAGAUAAUUUUUUUUCUGCAGCAAUUAUCGAAUAUGAAGUGGGAAAUUCUUUUUGCGAGUAAUUAAUUAAAAUAUAAGAAAAUUAAUAGCGGGAUUUUUUUAUAUUUAUUGUAUACGUUUUAAAUAGAAAUACGAUCGCGUAUUUAUAUUAUAAUGAUUUAAACGAUGACGUGUAAAUAUUGUAAAUUAUUCAUAGAGAUAAUCUAAUCUAAUAAAUGUAUAUCCAAUGUUGUAUAUCGAUUUAAAAUGAUUUAUAAAUGCUGUAUAAUGAAAUGAAACGAAUUUUUAAAAAUUGUGAUUCACUAUUUUGAGAUAAAAACGUGUCGAAAACGUUUACUUAAACGAUAGGAUUUACGUUAUUAUAAAUAAUUAUGAUUUUGUUAAUUUUUUUUAUAUCUAUAAGAUUAUUUUAACAAUUUAAUUAAACAGUUCAAU